GGGUGCUGCCACUGCUGGCCCCUUGGGCCAUUCAGGGCAGAGGGACCCUCUCCCACCUGACCCUUUGGCCACAGCUGCUCACUGAGAGCAGGACAUGUCCCCUGCACCCCGGACUUGUCCCCUGCAGCCCCAGGGGUGACUCCCCUACCCUGCUUUUCCUGCCUUAUCUGCCACCUUCCCCCCUCCGGCCUUGGUGCUCUCCCGGGGGCAGCAGGUGCCGGGUGGGCUGGGAGGCGAUGCCAGGGCCGCGCUCCCCGCGGGGGCCGGGGCUGGGCUGCGGGCGGUGUGGCCGCCGUGUCCCGUCCCCUCCCACCGUGGAGCCAAGUUCAAACCGCGGGCCCCGGCGAGCGGGAACGCGGCGGAGGGGCCGGGCCGGGCUCCCCGGGAGCCGCCGCAGGGUCCGCACCGGCGGACCCCGGCUCCCGUGGGGCUCCAUGAUUCUCCCCCGGGUGCUCUCCUGCACUGUUCUGCUCCUCCUGUUCGUUGCUGUGCUGAGCAGAGGGAAGAGGUGCAGCAUCACCAAAAUCCUCCGGCAGUACCGCGCCGUCAUCUUCCAUGAGAUCCAGAACUUGAAAAACCUGAGCAGGUCAGAGGACAGGAGCGGGAGGGCUGGGCCAGCUUGUCGUUCAAACAAGGACCAGAAGAUCCUACUCUCCAUCUACAACAUCAGCAUGUCCCUGAGGGAGGUGGCCGGCACCCUGCACGGCCCUGAGGAGCUGGCGGUGUGGAAGGUGGCCAGAAACACUGACUUCGUGCUUAGGGAGAACUGCAGGAAAAUCAGCAAGAGCCCACCGCCCAUCCCGGCACAGCCCCGGCGCGGGGGACACGGCCGCAGGAGGAAGCAGCUGCGGGAGAUCAGGAGGAAGGUGGAGAGGUUGGCGACCUGCUGGGAGAAGCUCUAUGCCCUGCACGCCCUCCGCUGUGCCCCCCGGGACUCCUAGGGACACCGCGCCGGAGGAAUGCACUGCUCGGCACCGUGGCUGCCGGUGUCUCGCUUGGAAACCUGGGAAAACCUCAACCCUGAAGGCAGCAGAGUUUCUAUCGGUGGGUGCCUGGUUGAAUUUAUCCUCCUGAUUGAAGCGGUAC
Molecule: messenger RNA, 1086 nt
Organism: Columba livia (rock pigeon)
Lineage: Eukaryota; Metazoa; Chordata; Aves; Columbiformes; Columbidae
Gene: C16H20orf204
Product: chromosome 16 C20orf204 homolog
Exons: 5
Coding region: 237-941 (234 amino acids)
Source: RefSeq, a predicted model, not a curated record